Molecule: messenger RNA, 1251 nt
Organism: Aspergillus nomiae NRRL 13137
Lineage: Eukaryota; Fungi; Ascomycota; Eurotiomycetes; Eurotiales; Aspergillaceae
Product: queuosine 5'-phosphate N-glycosylase/hydrolase
Exons: 4
Coding region: 1-1251 (416 amino acids)
Source: RefSeq, a predicted model, not a curated record
AUGUCGGACGACGAAGCAGAUCCCGAAUUGCUCGCUCUUUUACGCAAGUCCCUCGGGCUAGGAGGAGGGGCAGCAAACCCGGGCGCAGCAGAGACAAAAGUUUUGGAGAAUUCGCAGUACGUCUUCGACAAUGCUAUUGAUGUCGCAUUGAACCCAGCCAAGACCAAAGAGGCCGCCGAAACCAUCUGGCGUUUGAUGCAGAAAAAGGAAUAUUCCACGCAGACAUGGUCGGAGCAUGAAUUACAUCCCAAGACCAAGGAUGAAAGCACCGUGGACUUCAUUUUCACCAUGGAUUUACUAAACUUCAGUUUUUGGUCGGAGCGCCCGGAGGAGAAACGCUUCGCUAUCGAAUAUCGCGGCAGGAAGUGGACCGGGUACUGGAGCUUAGUGGCUGCGUUGCAGAGGGCUUUGGAUGAGGAGAUCCCCAUUACAAGCCCCUACUUUUGGGUGAAUGAAGACGAAUGUUCUGAGUCUCUACUCAAGCAUGUGUUUCGAUCGGUAACUGCCGAGGAGAUUCCUCUCCUGCAAGAGCGUCUCCAGUGCCUGCGGGAAGCGGGUCGAGUCUUGUGCGAAGAUUUUGAGGGUAGUUUUGUCAACUGUAUCUAUAACGCCAACUACUCAGCUGCGUCCCUCGUAAACCUUAUGGCUGAGAGUUUCCCCUGCUUCCGGGAUGAAACCAGCUUUCAGGGACGGAGGGUUCGGCUCUAUAAACGCGCGCAGAUCUUAGUUGCGGACCUAUGGGCCUGCUUCAACGGCGAGGGCCUUGGCGAAUUCCACGAUAUUAACAAGAUCACAAUGUUUGCAGAUUACCGAAUCCCCCAAAUACUAAACCAACUCGGUUGCCUUAUGUAUUCUCCACCUCUGGAAAGCCAUAUUCGCGACCUCAAACCAAUUCCCAGUGGCUCUACUUGGGAGGUUGAACUGCGCGCGACCAGCAUCUGGUGCGUUGAAUUGAUUAGACGAGAGAUUGAGAAGAACCAUCCAGACGCGAAGCCCAAGAUAAAGCCUACACAGCCUAACGGGCAUGUGGCCAGUGUGGAUCGCCGCCAAAGCCUCACCACCUUGGCAUUAGAAGAACAAAGGAAGUGCACUACACAAAAACACAUUACACAAACCAGCCCUGCUAAGCCCGCAUCGUCGGGCGUCAAUGCAAUCUUGAUAGAUUUCUUUCUGUAUGACACCAUGAAAGAGUUAGAAAGAGACGGAAAGGAGCAGAUUCCCCAUCAUCGCACAAGGAGUAUUUGGUAUUAA